CCUUUUUCAUUUAUGAUGAUAAUAAAUAAGGUCAAACAAAAACCACAACUCGACUAGUCUGAUCAAAACUUCAAAAACAUUUAUAACUAUGGUUGCUGCUGUUUCAUCUGGGACUUCUUUCUACACCAAAAGUCCCAUCAAACGACAACUCCCAGAAAGAGGCUGCAGCCAAAGAGGUGUCGUUUUGGUGCGUUGCCUCCAUAGCCGUGAACCAAUCAACGGUACAAGAGCAACAACCAAGGGUGAAGAUCCAAAGGAAGAGAAGAAAACGAUGUCGUUUGAUGUGUCACUGGGUGGUUUUGAGAAGUUGGGAAAGUGUUUGAGAGAGAAUUUGAGCCCAAAGCAAAAGGGUGAUUGGAAAGACUUGACUUUGAUGAGCUUGUCGUUUGCUGUUUAUGUUUAUAUUUCACAGAAGCUUGUUUGUGCUUACUUUGCUUGGAUUAUGUCCAUGCCCAAACAACUAUGGUAGAUUUUCAUUCUUAUACUUUCUGGGACUUUCAUUCUAAUGUCUGUGAUCGUGGAAAAUUGGAAAGUGGGUUGUGAAGAGAUCUUUGUAUAUUGGAUCUGAAUAUUUGGGUUUGGUUUUAAUAGUUGUUGUAUAAAUGUAUUGGAAUUUACAGAUUAGUAUUCAAUAAUAUAGUUUUAAUCCAUUUGUUAAA
Messenger RNA from Humulus lupulus (European hop), 659 nucleotides. RefSeq lists its product as uncharacterized. NCBI's taxonomy places the organism in Eukaryota, Viridiplantae, Streptophyta, Magnoliopsida, Rosales, Cannabaceae. The transcript has a single exon. The coding region runs from base 89 to 469 and encodes 126 amino acids. The record is from RefSeq and is a predicted model, not a curated record.